Molecule: messenger RNA, 291 nt
Organism: Cylicostephanus goldi
Lineage: Eukaryota; Metazoa; Nematoda; Chromadorea; Rhabditida; Strongylidae
Source: the annotation of a GenBank genome assembly
AUGGGGUUUUUAGGACUAGUUGGAGGCACACCUGUAACGCUAGAUAACACUGGGUACUCAGGAAAGGCGGGAGAAUAUUUGGUGACAACAGGCAUUGCGGGGUUUUUGAAAGGAAGGUCGGAAGGCUUUCUAGCAUCGGUUGGUAACCGUAAAUUGCUAUGUGGUAAUGGAACAAUGCCAGUGAUAGCAGGCGCUAGGGGGUUCCUGGGAGGAAGCAAAGUGGAAGUGACCACGGGAACAACAGGAGCUCUGGCUAUGGGUAAUAUAGACUGCGGAGGAAUACACGAUUGA